This is a messenger RNA of Chanos chanos (milkfish), 2843 nucleotides long. It is a transcript of the gene eml2, whose product is annotated as EMAP like 2. Gene Ontology annotation, cellular component: mitotic spindle. Gene Ontology annotation, molecular function: microtubule binding. The record is from RefSeq and is a predicted model, not a curated record. The transcript is spliced from 22 exons. Lineage: Eukaryota; Metazoa; Chordata; Actinopteri; Gonorynchiformes; Chanidae. Bases 1 to 2418 code for a protein of 805 amino acids. Gene Ontology annotation, biological process: microtubule cytoskeleton organization.
AUGACGGAGAGAAUCGCAUCGUGUGGAAACCUUUAUGACAACAGCUCUCUCCUCCUACGGUAUUGCAAUGAUGAUAACGUGUCUGCGGGGAGUGGGAUGGAGAUGGAUGACCGCCUGUCUCACCUGGAGCAGCGUGUGCAGCUGCAGGAGGACGAGAUCCAGUUGCUCAAGGCGGCGCUGGCCGACGCCUUGCGCAGACUGGGCUCCUGCGAGGAGCUGACUCAGGGCGCAGGGAGGAAGGCCGCACCCACCAAAGUUCGUCAGCUGUUACAGGCUCUCCCCUCCAAACCGCUGACCAAUGGCUACGUCCAGCACAAACGCUUAGGUGGCUUCCCUUCCUCUCCCUCCUCUCCCAAAAAAGAGGUGCUAAUGUCCAUAAAAAGGAAGAGCAUGUCCACAGAGCGUCUGUCCACAGUGAAGAAGGAAAUGGCAGAUUCUCGCAGCAGAACCACCUCCUCAAGCAGUUCUGUCUGCAGCAAGAGAGACGGUAAAACUAAAGAAUGCACUUUCAGUGCUGAGGAUGGUUAUGUUAGAAUGUUCCUACGUGGUCGCCCGGUCACUAUGCACAUACCUGACCAGCUGAGAGACAGCUACAGCCUCGACCACAAGGUGGUGCUGCCUGACCGCAAACUGAAACUGCAGUGGGUGUAUGGCUACCGAGGCCGAGACUGCCGCUCUAACCUUUACCUUCUGCCCACGGGAGAGAUCGUAUACUUCAAUGCCUCUGUGGUCGUACUUUACAACGUGGAAGAACAGCAACAACGGCAUUAUCUAGGCCACAACGAUGAUGUCAAAUGUAUUGCCAUCCAUCCAGACAUGGUCACUAUAGCAACGGGACAAGUUGCUGGAACAUCCAAAGAUGGCAAGCAAUUGCCUCCACACGUCCGUGUGUGGGACUCUGUGAGUCUCAACACCCUUCACGUGAUUGGGAUGGGUGUAUUUGACCGUGCAGUCACCUGUGUGGCCUUCUCAAAGUCGAAUGGGGGUGCUUAUCUGUGUGCUGUGGACGAUGCCAACGACCACAUCCUGUCAGUUUGGGACUGGCAGAAAGAGAAGCAGCUCGCGGAUGUAAAGUGCUCCAAUGAUUCUGUGCUUGGAGCUGCUUUCCACCCCAUGGAUGCUAACCUGAUAGUCACCUGCGGGAAGUCCCACCUCAACUUCUGGACUGUGGAGGGAAAUACACUGACCAAACGACAGGGGCUGUUUGAGAAACAUGAAAAACCCAAGUAUGUGCUGUGCAUUGCUUUUGCUGAGAACGGAGAUGCCAUCACUGGAGACUCCAGUGGAAACAUAUACAUCUGGGGAAAAGGUGGGAACCGGAUCACCCAGGUGGUAGCAGGUGCCCACGAGGGCGGGAUCUUCUCCCUGUGCGUGCUGAAGGACGGGACCCUGGUGUCUGGGGGUGGGAAGGACCGGCGAGUUGUGCUGUGGGACCAUGAGUACCACAAACAAAAUGAAAUGGAAGUUCCUGAGGCCCACGGGCCCGUGCGCUGUCUGACGGAGGGCAGACAGGACGAGCUGUUUGUGGGGACGACCCGGAACGCCAUCCUACAGGGAUUUUUCUCUGGGACCUUGAAUGUCAUCGUACAGGGGCACACUGAUGAACUGUGGGGGCUGGACGUCCACCCCAGCACUGAGCAGUUCAUCACCUGUGGCCAAGACAAGCAGGUCCACCUGUGGGAUACCAGCUCCCAUCAGCCCGUGUGGAGCAAGACCAUUGAGGACCCAGGCCGCUCUGUCGGUUUUCACCCCAGCGGCGCUGUUCUUGCUGUGGGCACUAUGACAGGAAGGUGGCUGGUUCUCGAUGCAGCCACUCGGGAUCUCGUCUCUAUUCACACCGAUGGGAAUGAAAUCAUCUCUGUGAUCAAGUACUCACCAGAUGGAGCAUACCUGGCUGUGGGUUCCCAUGACAACUUUGUUUACCUGUACGCUGUGACUGAGAAUGGAAGGAAGUACAGUCGUGUUGGCAAAUGCAGCGGUCACUCCAGCUUCGUCACUCACUUAGACUGGUCCACCGACAGUCAGUACAUUGUCACCAACUCAGGAGACUACGAAAUCUUAUUCUGGGAUGCUUCCAGUGGCAAACAUGUGACCAGUAUGGACGUAGUUCGUAACCUGGAGUGGGCUACAUCCACAUGUGUUCUGGGUUUUAGUGUUUUUGGUAUUUGGCCUGAUGGCGCUGACGGUACGGAUAUCAAUGCUGUGUGUCGGUCACAUGGUGGCGCUCUCCUGGCUUCGGCUGAUGAUUUUGGCAAAGUGCACUUGUUUUCCAAUCCCUGCUCUCAGCCGAGGGCCCUCAGCCAUGCUUAUGCUGGCCACAGCAGCCACGUAACCAAUGUUGCCUUUCUCCAUGACGACAGUCACCUCAUUUCCACUGGAGGGAAGGACACCAGCAUCCUUCAGUGGGUCGUCGUCUAAGGCCCAACCUGAGCAACUCUGCAGCAUCUUCUCUCUAGCCUCCAGCCCACCAGAGGGCGACACUGCUGUGCCUAUAUCUACUUUUCCUGUCCUCUACUGUACUCUAACAUUAGCAGACGUUGCCCUUGAUGGCUGCUCUGGGAAAAGCUUUUUUGGUGCUUUGAUCUCUUCGAACCAUGAAUGUUACGACUAGAGAAUGGAUACCUGGCCCAAGAGAAGCUCUUACUGGCAACGUGUCCUUGGAAUGAAUUGUGUACCGUGCUAAUGCGCCACUAGAGAGAGCUCUGGCAAAAGAGAAUAAGCAUGUCCUAACUGUCAGUCUAUUUAAAGGUUAUUUAAAUAAGUUUUAGCUGCUGUUUGUGUUGCGAAAGCUCGUAGAGAUAAGCGUAAAAUGCAGUCACUGAGUGGAUAUAAUAUUUUAAUAU